Molecule: messenger RNA, 2691 nt
Organism: Micromonas commoda
Lineage: Eukaryota; Viridiplantae; Chlorophyta; Mamiellophyceae; Mamiellales; Mamiellaceae
Exons: 1
Coding region: 1-2691 (896 amino acids)
Biological process (GO): proteolysis
Molecular function (GO): metallopeptidase activity; zinc ion binding
Source: RefSeq, a predicted model, not a curated record
AUGGCCUCUUCCGCCGCCACCGCCGAGAAGGUCGCCGAGGCUCCCAAGCCCAUCUACCUCAAGGACUACACAGCCCCGGACUACAGGUUCGCCAAGGUGGUCCUCGAUUUCGAGCUCGGCGAGGAGGUCACCGUCGUGGGAAACACCAUCUCGGUCGAGCCCACGUUCGCGGCGGGCGGAGACCCGCGGCCGCUGUUCCUCAACGGGGAUCCGACCGUGGAGCUCGCCGGCGUGGAAGUCAACGGUACCGCUCUCGACGCGUCCGCGUACGUCCUCACCAAAAAGGGGCUCACCAUCACUGCGCCGCCCGCCGCACCCUUCGAGCUCAAGAUCACCACCAAGAUCAAGCCCCAGGAGAACACCGAGCUGGAGGGACUCUACAAGUCCUCCGGCAACUUCUGCACGCAGUGCGAGGCGGAGGGAUUCCGCCGGAUCACGUUCUACCAGGACAGGCCCGACGUCAUGUCCGAGUUCACCACCAGGAUCACCGCGGACAAGGCCAAGUACCCCGUGCUCCUCUCCAACGGCAACCUGGUAGACUCCGGCGACCUCGACGGCGGCAAGCACUUCACCGUCUGGGAGGACCCCUUCCCAAAGCCCGCCUACCUCUUCGCCUUGGUCGCCGGUGACCUGGGCAUGAUCGAGGAUAAGUUCACCACCAAGUCCGGGCGCGAGGUUGCGCUUCGCAUCUACGUCGAGGAGCACAACCUCGAUAAAGCGGACUGGGCCAUGGUGUCUCUCAUUAAGAGCAUGAAGUGGGAUGAAGACGUGUUCGGACUGGAGUACGACCUGGACCUGUUCAACAUCGUCGCCGUGGACGACUUCAACAUGGGCGCGAUGGAAAACAAGUCGCUGAACAUCUUCAACAGCAGGCUGGUGCUGGCGACUCCGCAGACGGCGACGGACAUGGACUACAGCGCGAUCGAGGGGGUCGUCGCUCACGAGUACUUUCACAACUGGACCGGCAACCGCGUCACCUGCCGCGACUGGUUCCAGCUGUCCCUGAAGGAGGGCCUGACCGUGUACCGCGACCAGGAAUUCAGCGCAGACAUGAACAGCCGCGGCGUGAAGCGCAUCGGCGACGUUGCCAGGCUCCGCAUGGCGCAGUUUCCCCAGGACGCCGGGCCGAUGGCGCACCCCAUCCGACCGGAAUCCUACAUCAAGAUGGAUAACUUCUACACCGUCACGGUGUACGAAAAGGGAGCCGAGGUCGUCCGCAUGUACGAGACCCUGCUCGGUAAGGACGGAUUCAGGAAGGGAAUGGACCUCUACUUCGAGAGGCACGACGGACAGGCGGUCACCUGCGACGAUUUCCUCGCCGCGAUGGCCGACGCUAACGGCGCCGACCUGACAGCCUUCAAGCCCUGGUACUCCCAGGCUGGCACGCCCAAGCUCGACGUGACCACCGAGUACGACGCGGCGGCCAAAACGUUCACCAUGACCUGCACGCAGUCCACGCCGACGACCCCGGGUCAGAGCGACAAGAAGCCGGUGCUCAUGCCCAUCGCGGUCGGCCUCCUCGCGAGCGACGGGAGCGACAUGGAGCUCACCCUCGAGGGCGAAGCCGGGGCAGCCGGCGAGACCACCAAGGUUCUCAGGUUCUCCGAGGCGUCUCAAACUUUCGUGUUCACCGACGUCGCGGAAAAGCCGGUGCCGUCGAUCCUCCGCAACUUCAGCGCGCCCGUCAGGCUCAGCACCGACCUCACCCAGGAGGAUCUCAUCUUCCUCAUGGCCAACGACUCGGAUCAGUUCAACCGCUGGGAAGCCGGCCAGACCCUCACCCGCGCGCUCCUCCUCGACCUCGUGGAAAAGGCGGGUAAGGGCGAGGAGCUCGUCAUGGACCAGGCGAUCGUCGACGCCAUGCGCAACAUCGUCAAUCUCGCCAAGGAGAAGGGCGCCGACAAGGCGUUCAUCGCGCGCGCCAUGGCUCUGCCCUCGGAAGGGGAGCUCUCCGAGAUGGUCGUCCCCGCCGACCCCGACGUCAUCCACGCGGCUCGCGAUUUCGUCGUCAAGACCCUCGCCAAGGAGCUCAAGGAGGAGCUCCUGUGGACGAUGAGGGACAACACGUCGGAAAAGUACGAGCGCGACGGCGAGUCCCGCGCGGCGAGGACCCUCAAGAACACGUGCCUCGCGCUCCUCUCCUACCUGGAGGACCCGGAGAUUGACGCCGAGGCGUUUCGCAGGUUCAAGACGGCCGAUAACAUGACCGAUCAGAUAAGCGCGCUGAGCGCGCUGAGCGGUCGCGCCGACUGCGUGGAGCGCGAGGAGGCGAUCGACGCGUUCUACGAGCAGUGGAAACACGACCCGCUCAUCAUGAACAAGUGGCUCGGACUCCAGGCGGGCGCUUCGCUCCCAAACAACGUGGAGAACGUCAAGCGACUGGUGGAUCACCCGGCGUUCGACAUCAAAAACCCCAACAAGGUGUACUCGCUCGUCGGCGGGUUCGUCGGAGGCACGCCCAUUAACUUUCACGCCGCGGACGGCAGCGGAUACGAGUUCCUGGGCGACAUCGUGCUCAAGAUUGACAAGCUCAACGGCGGCGUCGCGGCGAGGAUGGUGGGCGGUUUCACCCGCUGGCGCAAGUACGACGAGAAGAGGCAGGAGAUGAUGAAGGCGCAGCUGGAGAGGAUCGUGAAGACGGAGGGGCUCAGCGAGAACGUGUUCGAGAUUGUGAGCAAGUCCCUGGAGUGA